AUGGACUGCCUCACCCAUCUCCCACACGUUGUUGAUCCAGAGGUCCAUUACGAGGUUCAAUCAAAAAGAGGACUUGCCGUCUCAGGUAUUCCGACUCCGUCUUCUGAAGUGAUCGACACAAUUCUACGCCCAGAUCAAGUCAAUGUUUCAAGCUUGGUGGAACCAGAAGUGGCACGAAUGACAAAACCUAUCGUUACACGCUCUCCCCCAUUCGUUAUCAAGAUGGCACAAUCGUGUUCAGGUCAAGGUGUAUGGGUAGUCCGCUCCGAGGCAGACAAAAAAAAUGCACUAGAUACGAUCGCAAGAGCACUACCCAAGCUUAUUCAACAAACGGUUGAGUCCAAUCAGCAUUUGAAUCCAAGCAGCUUCAUUUUGCAAGAAAUGGUUCCAAGCGAGACCCGUGGUCUUUCACUUUUCAUCACUAAAGCCGGUCGCCCUAUCUUUCUUGGUUGUUGUCGGCAGUACGUCGAUGAUACCGGACAUUGGGCUGGAGGCUUCAUGUCGUACGACGAACAGAAGGCCCUUGAGCUCGAAUAUGCAAGUAUCGCUAAAGAUAUCGCCAGGCAUUGUCACAAAGUGGGAUAUUAUGGACCAUUUGGUGUAGACGUGAUGGAUGAUGGCAAGAAUCAGAAAUUGGUCAUUGACCCCAAUGCACGGGUUCAGGGUACCACACCAUUGUGUUUUCUGAAGGAUCAUUUCACGUCCCGGAACAUGAAGGAGUCUGUCAUAUUCUUCCCUCUUUUCUUGACCUGCACCCUAGAUGAGUUUGAGAAGAUAUUCGCAAGCGAGCUUUCCGAUGGGAGCUUGAUUAUCAUUGGUUGGUCUCAUUACAGCCAGAUCAGUGUAACAUCGGUGAUUUUGGGUGCCGAAAACCAGGAGAAACUGGGAGCGUUCAUUUACAGACUGAAAGUAUACAAGGUUGAGGAGGAAGGUUAA
Messenger RNA from Hymenoscyphus albidus, 936 nucleotides. Lineage: Eukaryota; Fungi; Ascomycota; Leotiomycetes; Helotiales; Helotiaceae. The record is from the annotation of a GenBank genome assembly.